Messenger RNA from Lathyrus sativus (Indian pea), 1479 nucleotides. NCBI's taxonomy places the organism in Eukaryota, Viridiplantae, Streptophyta, Magnoliopsida, Fabales, Fabaceae. The record is from the annotation of a GenBank genome assembly.
AUGGGGGUUCAGUGCUCUAGCUUGGUACCAUGUUGUGUGAAUUCACAAGUUAAAACAUCUGAUCUUGAAGUUCCGACUGAUGAAAAUGAGGAUAGAAUUGAGACUAAUAACGGGCCUGCGUUUCGUGAAUUUACGUUCGAGCAACUUAAUAAUGCAACGUCUGGUUUUAAUGUUGAGAAUAUAGUUUCUGAACAUGGUGAAAAGGCUCCAAACGUUGUUUAUAAAGGGAAGAUGGAGAAUCAGACAAGGAUUGUUGUUAAGAGGUUUAAUAAAAGUGCUUGGCCUGAUGCUCGGCAGUUUUUGGAGGAAGCUAGAUCAGUUGGUCAGCUUCGUAACGAAAGAUUGGCAAAUUUACUUGGUUGUUGCUGUGAAGAUGACGAGAGGUUGCUCGUGUCUGAAUAUAUGCCGAAUGAAACUCUUGCAAAGCACCUUUUCCACUGGGACGCACAACCGAUGAAAUGGGCAAUGCGACUCAGAGUUGUUCUGCAUCUUGCAGAAGCUCUAGAAUACUGCACAAGCAAUGGACGUGCCCUCUAUCACGACCUUAAUGCAUAUAGAGUUCUAUUUGAUGAAGAUGGUAAUCCUAGGCUUUCGAGUUUUGGCCUUAUGAAGAAUAGUAGGGAUGGAAAAAGUUAUAGCACAAAUUUGGCAUUUACCCCUCCGGAGUAUCUCAGAACUGGGAGAGUAACACCAGAAAGUGUAAUAUAUAGCUUCGGCACUCUUUUGCUUGACCUUCUUAGCGGGAAACAUAUCCCUCCAAGUCAUGCCCUUGAUUUGAUUCGCGACAGAAAUCUUCAGAUGCUAACAGAUUCUUGUCUGGAAGGACAAUUUUCCGAUGAUGAUGGAACUGAGUUGGUGCGCCUGGCUUCUCGAUGUUUACAGUACGAACCUAGAGAGCGACCUAAUACAAAGUCGUUAGUAACUGCUUUGGCUCCUCUUCAAAAAGAAACUGAGGUUCCUUCCCAUUCGUUAAUGGGUAUCCAACAUAGUGCUACUAUUGUUGCUUCGCUGACCCCUCUUGGCGACGCAUGUUCAAGAAAGGACUUGACUGCCAUACACGAAGUUCUCGAAAGUAUUGGCUAUAAAGACGACGAAGGCGUGGCAAAUGAGUUAUCUUUCCAAAUGUGGACAGAUCAAAUGCAGGACUCACUAACUAGUAAGCAAAAAGGAGAUGCCGCUUUCCGGCACAAAGACUUCAAACUUGCAAUAGAGUGCUACACUCAGUUCAUUGAUGUUGGAACAAUGGUUUCUCCAACUGUCCAUGCACGACGCAGCCUGUGUUAUCUCAUUAACAACCAACCUCAGGAAGCUAUGAACGACGCGAUGCAAGCACAAGUAAUUUCCCCUCUAUGGCACAUUGCUUCUUAUCUUCAAUCUGUUUCUUUGGCCGGACUCGGAAUGGCAAACGAAUCUCAAGUUGCACUUUCAGAAGGGACGACACUGGAAGCCAAGCGAAAUGCACCUACGGGGAAAAAGUGA